This is a messenger RNA of Penicillium macrosclerotiorum, 1593 nucleotides long. RefSeq names its product MFS transporter. The record is from RefSeq and is a predicted model, not a curated record. Gene Ontology annotation, molecular function: transmembrane transporter activity. Gene Ontology annotation, biological process: transmembrane transport. The coding region runs from base 1 to 1593 and encodes 530 amino acids. The transcript is spliced from 2 exons. Lineage: Eukaryota; Fungi; Ascomycota; Eurotiomycetes; Eurotiales; Aspergillaceae.
AUGAGCCAUGUUGAGACUCACUCUUAUGCACACACGGAUGAUAUCGAGUCCGCUUGUUCCAAAGUGAGCAUUGAUUGCAGCCCUGAAGCAAUGGUGCAGAAAACUACUUCAUCCACCGGCCCAUCAGGAGAUGGACGUUCCAAGUCGAUCAUUUCACGACUGCGCAGUCGAGAGCCUGGCCAGAUAGGCCCAUUCACGCAUUGUCACUCAAACAUGGUAACGGGGCCCGAGAUGCUUGUUGACUUUGAGGGACCGCGAGAUCCAUAUCACCCCCGAAACUGGAGCUUUCGCAAGAAGGUCACUACAACAGUUCUCUAUGGUUUUACAGCAAUGGGCCAAACCCAAAUCUGCGAAGAAUUUAACGUGUCGACCGAAGUCGCAACUCUCGGCACUUCUUUGUUAUUGUUUGGCCUAGGAUUUGGACCACUCUUCUGGGCGCCACUCUCAGAGUGUUAUGGACGAAAGCCAGCUGUCUUGAUACCUUACUUUCUUGCUGCUAUCUUCUCGUUUGCCACUGCAGUUUCCAAGGACAUACAAGCAAUCAUGCUGACACGAUUCUUCACUGGGUUCUUCGGAUCAGCCCCUGUUACGAAUACCGGCGGCGUUCUAGGAGAUAUUUGGAGCCCUGAACAACGAGGAGUAGCAAUCAUCGGAUACGCGAUUGCCGUUUUUGGCGGCCCUGUUUUAGGUCCUAUUGUUGGUGGCGCAGUUUCGCAAAGCAGCCUUGGAUGGCGGUGGACUGAGUACCUUACUGGUAUAUUGAUGAUGCUCUUCGUUGUUUUAGAUCUUCUUUUUCUCGAUGAGAGUUAUCCGCCUGUCCUUCUGCUCAACAAGGCCCGCCGCUUACGUUUCGAAACUGGGAAUUGGGCGUUGCAUGCUCCGCAUGAAGAAUGGGAUAUAACUUGGGCAGAAUUCGGCAACAAGUACUUGGUACGGCCGUUUCAGCUUCUCGGAACUCCGAUCUGCUUCUUGAUGGCUUUAUAUGCCUCCUUCGUUUAUGCUAUUCUCUAUCUUAGCUUGGCGGCAUUCCCAAUUGUGUUCCAGGAGAUUAGAGGCUGGAAUAUGCUCGUUGGUGCCCUGCCAUUUCUCGCUUACUUGAUCGGCAUGUUGUUUGGUGCUUUUAUCAACUUCAGCAAUCAAAGCUUCUACAUCAGGCGGUUAAAAUUGAACAACAACCGUCCGGUCCCCGAAGCACGCUUACCGCCAAUGAUGCUAGGCUCGAUUUUCUUUGCCGCGGGACUAUUCGUGUUUGGCUGGACAAGCCCAGCAGAUAUCCCGUGGAUAGCACCGAAUAUUGGCGCUGCAAUGAUGGGGUUGGGGUUCUUCACCGUCCUUCAACCCGCAUUGAACUAUCUCAUCGACACCUUUCAAACCACAUCCGCCAGCGCUGUUGCUGCCAACACUUUCCUACGUUCUAUUUUUGCAGGCUGCUUUCCUCUUUUCACCGAUGCUAUGUUUCACAAUCUGGGUGUUCCGUGGGCAGCAAGUGUCCUUGGAUUUAUAUCCAUUGCACUUCUCCCUAUCCCAUACAUGUUUUACAUGUUUGGCGCAAAUGUUAGGGCGCGUGGGAAGUGGUCCAAGGGUUCGCUGUGA